AUGGGUGAUAACUGGAAGAAAACUCAAUUUCUUGGUGCAGGCUCGUAUGCGACCAUAUAUCUAGCAAGAAAGGUCGAUUCUCCUCUUUCCGAUUCCAUCCCCGUCGCCGUUAAAUCCGCCCCUUGUGAGGAUUCGACUUCAUUGCAGGAGGAGGGACGAAUUCUGUACGAACUGAGAGGUUGUAAGGAAAUUGUACAGUGUUUUGGGGAAGAUAUAAGUAAUGAAAACAAUGAAGAUGUCUACGGUCUUCUCCUUGAAUACGCAUCUGGUGGAUCCCUCACCAAUUUGAUCAAGAAAUAUAAAGGAAACAUGCCAGAAUCUCUAGUUGCAUGUUAUUCUUACAUGCUUCUCAAGGGCCUCUGUCACGUUCACGAAGAAGGGUUUGUUCAUUGUGACAUGAAACCUACCAAUAUCCUCGUAUUUCCCAGCCAAGAUGGUACUGACGUACACAAUGUCAAGAUAGCAGAUUUUGGUGCAGCCAAGAAAAUUGGAGAAGAGGAAAUCUUGACUCCUGGGAGUGAUAGUUAUCACCGAGGAACUCUACUCUAUGCGUCCCCAGAAUCAGUAGCAUCGGGGCUACACAUUCCAGCCACUGAUAUUUGGUCUCUUGGUUGCAUUAUCGUGGAGAUGAUCACGGGAAGAAGCCUUUGGACGGGUCGGAGAAAAGAUUUGAUUAAGAAGAUUUGCUUCCAUGAUAUAAAAAUACCCGAAAAAAUUUCUGGCAAUGCCCGACAUUUCUUGAAAAUGUGCUUGGCAAAGGAACACAAGAAGAGAUGGACGGCCAACAUGCUAUUGAAUCAUCCAUUUAUUGUCAAGAAUUUGGCAGCAUUGCCUCCCAAUUUUAACGAUCGAGUGAUGCUCUCUCUGACUAAUCCCUUUGGGAGAGAUACGUGGGUUUCUACUUACGACGUAUUUUCCACUCCAUCGGAUCCUGGGGAACCUGCCGAUUUAGGGCUUGUUUGGAAUAGCUUAAUAAGUUGUUAA
Molecule: messenger RNA, 984 nt
Organism: Fraxinus pennsylvanica
Lineage: Eukaryota; Viridiplantae; Streptophyta; Magnoliopsida; Lamiales; Oleaceae
Source: the annotation of a GenBank genome assembly